Molecule: messenger RNA, 2153 nt
Organism: Amborella trichopoda
Lineage: Eukaryota; Viridiplantae; Streptophyta; Magnoliopsida; Amborellales; Amborellaceae
Cellular component (GO): chloroplast; cytoplasm; mitochondrion
Molecular function (GO): ATP binding; ATP hydrolysis activity
Source: RefSeq, a predicted model, not a curated record
GUGUUCGUACUUCUUAUCGCUCUCUAAUACGGAAAGAGAGUGAGACAGACGGGUCAAACCCUUUUGCUCUUUUUUAUGUAAUAAUAUUUCCUCCAUUUAGUUUUACAGAGAGGACCAGGAACCCUGGCGAUAAUUUUCCCCACAUUUUUACUUUGAAUUCUGGGUAUCCGGUUCCAUUGAUUCGAAGGUUAGAUUUUCUUUCCAGGCUGAUUGAUUGUUGGAUUUUUGGCCUUCUUCAUUUAAUUCUUGCAUUUUUUGCAGAAACCAUACUGUUUGAAUUGAUUUUGAAGUUUUGUAUUUGAGGAGAGCUAAGCCUGAGAUGAGGGGUAUUUUACGAGUAAUUAGCCAGUCUAGGCAUUCAUCUAGGGCUCUACAAGGUGAUGCUUUGGGGAAUUCACUUAGGAGAAGUCAUCAUAGAUGGACACUAGUUAGAGGGAUAAGUGGUUCUGGUUUCAUGUUGCCCUCUAAUAAUCUCCAUCUUGAUAUGGAUAAUGGAUUUUGCAUGAAGUAUUUGAUGAAUUCGAGGACAUUGUUCUCAUCUGUUGCCAAAGAUACAUCUGGGGAUGUGAGAAUGGGGCCUCUUAUGGAGUAUGAGAGAAGAAUCGCUUCUGGGGAUCUCGUGGAUGGUGAUGCCUUCCAGAUUAAUACUAUCAAAGUUCUUCAGAGACUCUAUGACGAGCUUGUACAACACGCUGAUACAUGUGGGCUCAGUCGAGUUACAUCUUCUGAGAAACCUGGAAGGGGAGGGUGGUUUUGGUCUCGUUUCAUGCCACAAUCUUCAGUUUCCCCUGUUAAAGGGUUAUAUUUAUACGGUGGAGUGGGUACAGGCAAAACAAUGCUGAUGGACUUGUUUUACGAUCAAGUUCCUGAAUACUGGAAGAAACAGAGAAUACAUUUUCAUGACUUCAUGCUCAAUGUUCACAGUCGCCUACAAAAGCAUAAAGGUGUUGAGGAUCCACUUGAUGUUGUUGCUGGUGAGAUAUCAGAUGAGUCGGUUUUAUUAUGUCUUGAUGAGUUCAUGGUGACUGAUGUGGCUGAUGCUUUGAUUUUGAAUCGUCUUUUCGGGCACCUUUUCAGGAAAGGCGUUAUGCUUGUUGCCACUUCAAAUCGUGCUCCUGAUAACCUUUAUGAAGGUGGCUUACAGAGAGACCUUUUUCUACCCUUUAUCUUCACUUUAAAGGAAAGAUGUGUUGUUCAUGAAAUUGGUUCUUCAACAGACUACCGGAAAAUGACUUCAGCUAGGGAAGGAUUCUGCUUUGUCGGUUUUGAGAAAUCUGGACUUCUUAAGGAAAAAUUUGAAGAAUUGAUAGGAGAUCAUGUGCCAGGUCCAAAAGAAGUGGAAGUCGUUAUGGGACGCAAAUUACAGGUCCCUUUAGGAGCUAAUGGGUGUGCAUAUUUUGCUUUUGAAGACCUUUGUGAUAGGCCUUUGGGCGCUGCAGACUACUUUGGAUUGUUCAAGCAUUUCCACACGUUGGCUCUGGAAGGUGUACCUGUAUUUGGACUCCACAAUAGGACAGCUGCUUAUCGCUUUGUUACCUUGGUUGAUGUGAUGUAUGAUAAUAAGGCGCGACUAUUAUAUACAGCCGAAGGUUCUCCAAUGGAUCUUUUUGAGAGAAUUGUUACAGUGCCUGAUGCCCAGAAGAUGGCACCUAGAACAUCUUCAAGAUCACGGAAAAAUGACGAUCUUGACCUUUGUGUGGAUAAUGAACUAGGGUUUGCAAAGGACCGUACUAUCAGCAGGUUAACGGAGAUAAAUAGUAGGGAGUAUUUGGAACAACAUGCUGAGCUUUUGCAAGAGAAGUCGGAAAAAGAAGACCCUUCUAAUCAACUUGGUGACUCCCUAAAGGAGAAUUUCGACAUUGUGCAGGCUUGAGAGAGAGAGAGAACAUGCAAGCCAAAUGGAGGGGAAGCUGAAGUAGCUGAUUAUUUCUAACAUUAGGCUUAAUCCACGAUAAUGUAGAUUUGUGGUGCUAAUAAUGUUUGUGCAUGGGUUAGGAUGAGCCAAGAUGUGCAUGAGCGAUAAGAACUUUUGUAAAGUUCUAAGUUCCCCCUGCCUUUGGCUUAGAUGUGAGCUCUCCUGUGAAAAUAAUAUUCAUGAAAAUAAUAUUCAUAAAAUAUGAUUAAUUAAUUUAAAUAAAAAAAUGUUUUGCAAG